This is a messenger RNA of Neurospora tetrasperma FGSC 2508, 1208 nucleotides long. RefSeq lists its product as uncharacterized. The record is from RefSeq and is a predicted model, not a curated record. Gene Ontology annotation, cellular component: cytoplasm; nucleus. Gene Ontology annotation, biological process: phosphate-containing compound metabolic process. Bases 279 to 1151 code for a protein of 290 amino acids. Lineage: Eukaryota; Fungi; Ascomycota; Sordariomycetes; Sordariales; Sordariaceae. Gene Ontology annotation, molecular function: magnesium ion binding; inorganic diphosphate phosphatase activity. The transcript has 3 exons.
CACAAUUCGGCCGCCCCGGCCAAUCGCAGGCCCGCACGCUGGCGUCACUUGGCGGGCCCCAGUCCAAUUCCACACACACCCCGUGCCCGGUCGGAGGGGGAGCUGGGACCCCUCCCCCUCCAUCGGCUGGCAAUGGAUCGGGGGGAGCUGCCCAAUCUCCGAAUACAAAACCGCUGCUGGGCUCAUCCACCCUGACGAGACCAAACAUCACCACCGCCAUUUCCUCCGCCAGAACACAACAGAUUGCCCGGCAUCUCUCGUCGAGCUCAGUCGCAACCAUGGCUUCCCAGUACAGCGUCCGCAAGGUUGGCGCUCCCUACACCUUGGAGCACCGCGUCUACAUCGAGAAGGAUGGCGUCCCCGUCUCGCCCUUCCACGAUAUCCCGCUCUAUGCCAAUGCCGAGCAGACCAUCCUCAACAUGGUCGUUGAGAUUCCCCGCUGGACCAACGCCAAGCAGGAGAUCUCCAAGGAGGAGCUCCUGAACCCCAUCAAGCAGGACACCAAGAAGGGCAAGCUCCGCUUCGUCCGCAACUGCUUCCCCCACAAGGGCUACCUCUGGAACUACGGUGCCUUCCCCCAGACCUGGGAGGACCCCAACUCCAUCCACCCCGAGACCAAGGCCAAGGGUGACAACGACCCGCUCGACGUCUGCGAGAUCGGUGAGCUCGUCGGCUACACCGGCCAGGUCAAGCAGGUCAAGGUCCUCGGUGUCAUGGCCCUUCUCGACGAGGAGGAGACUGACUGGAAGGUCAUUGUCAUCGACGUCAACGACCCUCUUGCCCCCAAGCUCAACGACGUUGAGGAUGUUGAGCGUCAUCUCCCCGGCCUUAUCCGUGCCACCAACGAGUGGUUCCGCAUCUACAAGAUCCCUGACGGCAAGCCCGAGAACCAGUUCGCCUUCACUGGCGAGUGCAAGAACAAGACGUACGCCAUGGACGUCGUCCGUGAGUGCAACGAAGCCUGGGAGCGUCUCAUCACCGGCAAGACUGCCCCUGGCGGUGUCUCCACCACCAACGUCACUGUCCAGCACUCCAGCAGCCGUGUUGCCCCUGACCAGCUUCCUCCCCUCCCCGCCAACGAGGAUCUCCCCCCUGCCCCCAUCGAUAGCUCCAUCGACAAGUGGUUCUUCAUCAGCGGUGCUUCCGCUUAGAGAGUUCGUUUGUUGAGGUAGAAUAAAGAUAUUUUUUGGCACCUUGUUGUCUUGGUC